CGAGCAGGAAAAGAUGUGGAUGCUGUAAGCUUUCCUCGCAUUUCGGUUGGAGGAUCCCGCUUUCCCCCUCCCGCACCUCUUUCCCUCUGGCUUCCAGGCUCCCGAGGUGCCUGGCGUCUGAGCUCGGACCCACGAGGAGGUGGAACCGGUGACGUGGCGUUCUCACGUGCUCGGAAGCAGAAGGCCGUGUUCGAGCGGGGAGGAGAUCCCGCUGCGGGGUCUUUCGUGCUGUAGGGACAGUGCGGAGGGGCCCAUCUGACGCAGUCUUCCUCGCCGUCCAGACACCAAGUAGGCAAUGCUGAAAGCCGUGAUCCUAAUCGGGGGCCCCCAGAAAGGGACCCGCUUCCGACCCUUGUCCUUUGAAGUGCCCAAGCCCUUAUUCCCAGUGGCAGGGGUGCCCAUGGUACAGCAUCACAUUGAGGCAUGCACUAAGGUGCCCCACAUGAAGGAGAUUCUCCUGAUUGGCUUCUAUCAGCCUAAUGAGGCACUCAGCCACUUCCUGGUGUCUGCCCAGCAAGAGUUCAAGAUCCCUAUCAGGUAUCUGCAGGAAUACGCAGCGCUUGGCACAGGUGGUGGGAUCUACCACUUCCGUGAUCAGAUCCUUUCAGGGAACCCUGCAGCCUUCUUCGUGCUCAAUGCCGAUGUCUGCUCUGAAUUCCCCCUUGAGGAGAUGCUUGCCUUCCAUCGUCAGCAUGGCAGUUCCGACAGCUUCCUCAUGCUGGGCACCACGGCCAAUAGGAAGCAGUCUCUGAACUAUGGCUGCAUCGUGGCAAAGGCCGACACACACGAGGUCUUACACUAUGUGGAGAAGCCCAGCACUUUUGUGAGUGAGCUCAUCAACUGUGGCAUUUACUUGUUUACCCCAGCCAUCUUCCAUCACAUUGGGGAAGUCUUCCAACGUAACCAACAGGAGCUGCUCUUAGAGGAGAACACAAACGGUUGGCAGCGGGCUGAAGCUAUCAGACUGGAGCAAGACAUCUUUACGGCCCUGGCUGGGCAGGGACGCCUCUUUGCCUACAAAACAGAAGGGUUCUGGAGCCAGAUCAAAUCUGCUGGCUCUGCCAUCUAUGCCAAUCGUCUCUAUCUGAGCUGCUACAGCCAGUGUCACCCAGAGAGACUUGCCCAGAACCAACCUGGUGGGCCCAGCAUCCGAGGGAAUGUCUAUAUUCAUCCAACAGCCUCAGUGGAUGCCAGUGCUGUGCUGGGCCCCAAUGUCUCCAUUGGGAAAGGGGUGACCAUCGGUGCAGGAGUGCGAGUGCGGGAAUCCAUUAUUCUGCAUGGAGCGUCUCUCCAGGACCAUACCUGUGUGCUCAACAGCAUUGUCGGCUGGGACAGCACAAUUGGACGCUGGGCUCGUGUAGAGGGUACCCCCAGUGACCCCAAUCCAAAUGAUCCCUAUGCAAAGAUUGACAGCGAGACACUCUUUCGAGAUGGCCGCCUCACUCCAUCUAUCACUAUUCUAGGCUGCAACGUGACCAUUCCUGCUGAAGUAGUCAUCCUGAACUCAAUUGUGCUUCCCCACAAGGAACUCAGUCGCAGCUUCAAGAAUCAGAUCAUUCUUUAAUGGACCGUGAACUGAACUCACCUCUGGUGACUUCCAGACAGAAAGUUCAAGAACCUCAUAAUAAUGUAGCUUGUGACUUCAUCAGACUUAUUCUCAGGCCUUGUUCAGUCUUUGCUCUGGUAGGCCAAGAUCUAUGGCUUUGGUAUCAGCUGCAACAUCCUUCUGGACCUUUCCAGGGAAUGGGAAUAUGAGCCUCUUUCUUAGGCUGGAAGGAAUUGAAAUGGCGCCCUAACUUGACUGCCAGAGAACCUCCCUAAGGAAGAAGCCUGUCUGAACCUUGGGGCUUUCUCACUAUGGGCCCUUGACAGGGAAAGGUGUGUAGCUUUCUCUCAGUCCCGAGAGGACUGGAGACAUCUCUGCAGACUUCCGUGGCUGUCAGAUGCCUUCAUCAUCAUCCAGUUGAAUCCCAUCCACCCCAAGAGCUCCAUUCCUGGUGCCACCUAUGAAACAGAACGGGGGCAACUGCAACUUCAGAUCAAGUACUGCAGCUCACGUUAAUUCCCCCUUCCCCUCCAUGUAGUGCCCCUUUUCCAUCUGGCCCAGCAUUCUAAACUUGUGCACUAAGGAAUUUGUCAGACAAUGGCCCCAUACCUGCCUCUGGUCCUUUAUGAUGAGGAGGAACUGAUUUGUUUCCAAGUUCUAGUACAAUGCAAGCCAAGUUGAAACUUUGAAACGAAUGAGAAAGUGUUGGCAAGAAAUCACCAAUAACAAAUGUAUAUUGUGGAAAGUGUUUGGGUAUGUUAGCUCCAUCUCAGUGAAUGGAAUAGCUUCCCAUAAGGCCUGGAACAAGAGCUGCUACCAUACAGAGCCUUUUGGGAAAGGAAGCAGAUAAGGACUCCCAACACACAAAGUUUCCACACUGCAGUUAGAUUCAACUGGAGCCCAACUCUCUCAUUCAGUUCUCUGGAGAAAGAAGUCCUUACCCAUCACGUGCCUUACCAUGAAAGACCUGAGGUUGCAAAGGCAAUGCACCUAGCUGUCCUCUUCUUUUAAUUAUUUGAUUUUUUUUAACUAUUUGAAAAAUAUAGUGGCCUGGGUUGGGAGCAGUUUAUCUUUCUUCCCUCCCCACCCUGUUACCCAUGUUCUGGGCAGGGGAGUGGAAACAAACGUGCCUAGAAAAGCCCUGUUUUUGCAAGGCUUCUCUAUGCUCUCAUCUCUGUGCUAGCAGUGAGAAGAGAAGAUGAAUGAAUGAAUGGUCAUCCUGGGUUAACCCUCGCCAUGUUCAGUGUUGUGGUUGAUGGGGGAGGUUAGUUUAACACGGUACCCUCCAGGGCUCUUCUGUGUUAAAUGUAACCAAAUGCUGACUGGCUUUUCAAGUCCCUGUGAUAGGCUAAUCAACGCCUACCACCAUCCCAAAUGUUCUAAGGUGGCAUUUUUCAAAGUGAUGUUUCGUCGCAAAGUCUCGCUUCUAUAGACUCCUGGGUCCCAAACAGCUAAAUCAAUACACGUCCUUUGAACAGGUUUGUGCUGAUCCAUCUCUGCUGGUUUUUCUUUUGAGUCCCACUAGGGAGCUCCUGGGAAUGUUCAUCGGAUACCCAUUUAUCAAGAGAGGAUUUAUCUUUCUCCUGCUACUGGAAGCAUGAUCUUUUUGCAGCUAGUUAAUGGCAAAGGCAAGCUGAUAAUGGUAAAUUAGCAACUUCAGCUAACUGCUUCCUGUAACCUUUCAUUGCCUGCCCCCCCGCUCCCCCCAUCCUGCAGGUUAGAGCUAACUAUCUUGGCGGCCAGCAAUACCGACCUGAUCUGAUCUCAUUUGGUCUCUGAAGCUAAGCAAGUUCCAGUCUGGUUAGUAUUUGGAUGUGAAGGUGCCUGGGAAGCCUAGACUGAGAAGUCAAAAACCAUCCCAUAAGGAAUGCAGUUUCUGUACUGCUGUCCAGACCACGUGAUGGAGUUGGGCUUAACUUGAAGGAGGCUCCUGUUUGCUUUCUAUUUGCCCCUAAGACCUCAGAGCUUAAGUGAUGGCUAGAAACAGAAUAGGGAAAUUUGUGAAUGAGCCUAACAAUCCUUGGAAAGGAUUUGGUGCUUGCAGCAUUAGUCAUACGUUACAAAUGUGUUUUUCCUGAUGAUGAUUUGUUUUAUUGUAAGCCAGUUGUUAGAAGGGGAGAUGGCAGUGAAGGAUGUUCUUAUUCUUUCAGGAGCUGCAGCAGGAGAUGUAAAUAUAAUCAGCAUUGUCUGAUUCUGCUCGCGUUUAAUUCUGUUUAAGAAAGCAGAAGUCCUACUACUCUCUGAUGUGAUGAUAAUUCAACUCAAUUGGACUCACCUCUAAAUAGAUUGUGUCAUGCGAGUAGCAAUUGCUCCAAACUUUCUCCAAGAAAAAGGGAGCUUCAUAGAUGGUUUUGUACGGUUUGGAAAAAUUGGGGAGGGAAUGAUGCAAAGUCCUGCGGCUUGUAAUUUGUUGAGUUUUUUUUUUUAAACUUUCUAUAAAUAUUUAGAAAAUGUUAAAAUGUUAAACAACAUACUUCCCUGGAAGCCAUGCUGAAACUAGUAAGAACUGUAAAAAUGUUUGCAGAGAUUUUUUGCUGCCCUGGCUUACUUCUAAGUAGACAUGCAGAGAACAUGUGUAUGCAAAUGAUGCUCUUGAUUUUUUCAGGAUACAUUCAUACACACAACACCCACACACUUAGCUGCUUUAACUUUGGCCUCAUCAAAAUGGAUUGUGGCCCUCAAAACAUUUCUCAGAACUAAUUUCUAAAAGAUUCCUUUUUCGCCAAUAACCAUCAUGAACAUAAUACGCAAUCUCUAUCUUAUCCACAUUUAAUCUGAUCGUCAGAAUUGUUCACAGGUCACUGGGUAUAAUACUUAAAUGUAUAAGAAGGAACAAACUGAAUACCUGAAUUUGGCUAGUGUGGUGCGGUGGUGAAGGUGCUGGAAAGGCCUCAGGGAAAGCCGGCUUCAGGUUCCACCUACAGCCAUGGAAAUUGGUGGGUGAGUUUGGAUCAGUCACACAGACUCAGCCUAACCUACCUUGCAGUGUAGUUGUUAUGGAGGGCAGUGGUUGGUGAGAGAAAAGGAAGGAGGGGGUGCUCUGUAGGUCACCCUGAGUUCCUGAACAUCUAACAAAGGAUGAAAUGGGUAUCUUGCUUUAGGCCUUGAAUUUGAAACUACAUCCCCAUUGAUUGAUAUGAUUUGAUUUGAUCUCUAUAGCCGCCCAUCUCAGCAAGUGACUCUGGGCGGCUUACAACAAUACCAUAAAACAAUUAAAACAAUUAUAAUUAAAACAGUUAAAAUACAAAAUAAAUACAAAAUAAAUAUACAUGGCUGCCAAGUGAGCAAUGCAUGGAUAUUAACAUAGCCAAGAGAUGGGACCAUCCACACGCUCGAGGCCCCAGGCCCGGGCACAAAGCCAGGUCUUUAUAGCCUUACGAAAGGCCAACAGGGUCAGAGACAUCCUAAUUUCUGGAGGAUGUUCCAGAGGGCAGGCGCUACGGAGGAGGAGGCAUUUUGGCAGAAAUGACUAACGUAGCUGUUGACCCACUUGCACCUGUUGCCCAGACUGAGCCUUUGGGUCCUUGGUUGUGGAGUUUGGCCUCGGGCCUUCCCCAAACCCAUUUGGCCUCUUUCCUGCCACCUAAAGAUGCCCACCCCUGCUGGAUUCGACAGCUGGUCUGCUUUAAUCCUUUUCCGCUUCUGCCCUGCUAAUGGAAUUGUGAACUUUAUCUUCCCUAAAAUGCAGGCUUUUGUAAAAUGGGAUGGGGACCGUCUCUGUGCUGGACUGUGAGAUUAGGUGGGGGGAGAUUAUAAAGUACUUAACACACUGCUAUGGCUUAGGGUGGGAAGGAAUUAAAA
Molecule: messenger RNA, 5347 nt
Organism: Candoia aspera
Lineage: Eukaryota; Metazoa; Chordata; Lepidosauria; Squamata; Candoiidae
Gene: GMPPA
Product: GDP-mannose pyrophosphorylase A
Exons: 12
Coding region: 296-1564 (422 amino acids)
Biological process (GO): biosynthetic process
Cellular component (GO): cytoplasm
Molecular function (GO): transferase activity
Source: RefSeq, a predicted model, not a curated record